Talaromyces marneffei is the source of this 3723-nucleotide messenger RNA. RefSeq lists its product as uncharacterized. The transcript has a single exon. The coding region runs from base 1 to 3723 and encodes 1240 amino acids. Gene Ontology annotation, cellular component: nucleus. Gene Ontology annotation, biological process: regulation of ribosomal protein gene transcription by RNA polymerase II. Lineage: Eukaryota; Fungi; Ascomycota; Eurotiomycetes; Eurotiales; Trichocomaceae. The record is from RefSeq and is a predicted model, not a curated record. Gene Ontology annotation, molecular function: protein binding; sequence-specific DNA binding; DNA-binding transcription factor activity.
AUGACGGCGCCGUCGGUGGGCCAUAAUCGGCCGCCCGAUCCUGGCAUAGCUGCUUCGACCACGGCCAGAAGCAGUACGACUGGUGAUGCGAUUGUUGAUAACAGCGACGAUUUCUCGCGGCAUGAUUUUACCCGCGCUGUCAACGCCAACGCCAACGCCAACCUCGAGAUUAAUACCGACUUUAACCCCCUGAAUCGUGAUCAAUUUGCUACAAAUACGGAUGUCGCAACGCCGAAACAGAACGGUUCCGUCGACCCCAUGCCUCGACCGCAGGAUCCUGUCGAGGUGAACAAGGAAAACUCCAAUGCGGUAGUUGAGAAUAGGACGGAGGAGAUCCAGGAAAAAGAAGGAGAGAGAAAAAUAAAAGAGGAGCCCCAAGAGACAAUACAGCAAGAAGGAGAGCAAAAUCCGGCAGAAAAAGACCAAGGAAAAGGUGUAUCGGACGACAUGCCCAAGGUCAAGGAGGACUCAGCAGGCAAAUCGGCCGAAACUCACAAUCAGUUACCGCUCCAAGAUUCAGAUAAACAGUCAGCAGCUACGUCUCUUCUUGCCCAGUUGCUGGGAAAUGUCAAUGCGCAAGCUCCGUUGUCUGCCACGCCGGAGUACCUUCCUCGAACGCCAUUGCCAGAACCCUUGACUGAUGCUUCUACGCCGGCUGCACAUAACGAGGAUCUUUCGUUGCCAUUGAUUUAUGGGCAGACGGAGGGAAUACAUACGUCAACCCAGCAGCCGGACAUACAGAACGGAGAGGUUGCAGUUCCCAAACAAGAGGAAAAUACCACCACAGAGGCGCAGAAUCAAACUAUUCUACAGACAAACACAGCUUUCAACGAUAUCCAAGACGAUUCAGUAGCCACGAGGAUUCCCGACAUGGUUACUGGGGUCAUGGAGGAUCCGCUCUCAAAGACAAGUCAUGACCACAACGCGCUCUUUGCACCUUUUGACGAUGGCAGCAUGAAAAACGGUCUGGAUGCCCUGCAGCAGCAUGAUCUGCUUUCAAACGCAUUCCUAUCUCAAGAAAUCAACAUGUCCGGUCUUCCCGAUCUAUCGAGUUACUCCCAAUACGAUGUAGCUGCGUCUAUAGCUGGGUCCGAGCCGCGUAUUCAAGCCUUUGCCAAACUCGAGUUUGAUGAUGGUCAUUUCUACGUGAAUACUUACUCAUUCAUACUUGGCCGAGAUGUCCGAGCAGCCCGCGCCGCUUUUCAACGGGAAGUCCAAGUCCGACAAGCUAUGAGACCGUCAAGAAACAAAAGUUCUAGCGGUGGUAAUACCUCUCACACCCCCAAUCGAGUCAAACGCGACGGUAGCGCCUAUGUUGGAAGCGUGGUGAGCGAUCGAGGUGGUAUUAUGGGAUUUGACCCCGAUGUACCACACCACAUUUCGCAAAUGAGUCGCCGAUCCUCUGUCUCGUCUCAGCCAGAUUCUGUACUCCAUGCAACUCCGGCGCAAUUACAGGCAAACCACACAGAUUACAAUGCACUUGCGAUGCAAUCACUCUACGACGGCAGUGCCGAAGCAAAACCAGUUGACAUGCUGGCUUUGUUGCCUUCGCCGGAUGCUUGUCCGACAAUUCCAAUUCAUCCGCCGGCGACUGCAGAUGGCAGCUCGGCUGGCCACAAGGGCAUAUCCCGUAAACAUGUGAAGAUUGCAUACAACUUCGAUAAGAAUCUUUUCGAGAUGGAAGUGAUGGGUCGAAAUGGUGCAUUCAUUGGUGCUGAUUGGCUAGCUCCGGGACAGCUGAGGCCAUUGCACAGCGGAGACUAUAUUCAGAUUGGAGGAGUUCGUAUACGGUUUCUUCUCCCAGAUGUACCUAUUGGCGAGACUGGAGCCGAUCGAUUGGAGGAGCCUCUGCUAGAAGACGGCGCUGCCGUAACUGGAGAGGUCACCGAGGCUGCAACUGGCGAUGUGGAUGCUAUGGAAGGAGACUCUGACGAUGAGAGUCAAGACGGCACAAAGAGACCACGAGUCACCAAGCUCAUUCUCAAGACAAAGUCACAAGACGAUUCCGCAAAUGCCGACGCAUCAAUUGAUGGUAAUGGCGAAUCAUCACAGCCCAAGAGACGCGGACCUGGCCGUCCUCCCAAGGACGGCAUCAUGUCGAAGCGGGAGCGUGCCGAGAUUGCCAGGGAACAGAAGUUAGCAGCGAAACGCGAGGCCAAUGGAGGAGUAACACCACCUCCACCGAUUAACCGUCCUAAGCCACCUACAACUACUAAACCAACGCGAAAAGAGGAUUCAGUGGAGGAAGUCGAGGCAUCUGCUCCUGCUACACCUGCUGCUCCUACUACUCCUUCUAAGCCAGUGGAGAAGAAGUCUGUCAAGCGCAAACAACCUGAUGGAUCUAUCGUUGAUAUUCCUAUCGAGUCCAUUGAAGGCGGCGAACAACAACAGCCCUUGCCAGAACAACAACCCGUUGUUGAAUAUCCUAAACCACCUCCUCCUAAGAAACGCAAGCCCUCGCGGUCUCCAUCACCCGACUAUCCUCCUGAAUCUGCCUACACGCAAGACCAAAUGGCAAAACCACCUUACAACUAUGCCGUUCUCAUUUUCGAUGCCUUGACAGAAUCACGAACACCAAUGACGCUCAAACAAAUUUACAGGGCACUCAAAUUGAAGUAUCCGUAUUUUAGAUUCAAGUGCGAGACGGAAGGUUGGACAUCUAGUGUUCGUCACAACCUAAAUGGAAAUCGACAGCUGUUUGAGCAUGCAGAACGAGACGGCAAAGGUUGGUCAUGGCAGCUCCGAGCUGGAGCAUCGGUGGAAAAGGAAAAGAAAAGAAGACCGUCACCUCCCCCUCCGUCAACACAUAUUCAUCAACCUCCUCCUCAUCACUACAUGCCGCCGCCAAGCCAUUCAUAUACCAACCAAAGUCUGCAAAAUCAGCAGUUCCAGUUUUCUGCAAUGCCCAAUAGCUUCAAUCCUCCUCCUGCGCCUACCUAUCGUCCUCCGGCUCCUCCUGCACCUCCAGUUCAAGCACCUGCACCGAAUCCGUUCAAGAAUAUCAAUCUUCCUCCCGCUCUUACGAACCAAGGAUCUGGAAAAUACGUUUCACCUUAUCCUUGUGCAUUGCCGCCGGAUAUUCUGCAGUUGCAGCAAGAAAACCAACCGAAACCGCCGACACAAUCUGCUCCUCCACUUCAGCAUCAACAACCUCCAAUGCAGAUGCAUCAGCCUCCGCCGCCACCGUCACAACCGCAACAACAACCGCAAUAUAACCAGCCACAACCUCAUCAGCAGCAACAACCUCCUCCUACGCAUUAUACUCCAAAUGGACCACCAUAUCAACCGCCGGCCAACAACCAAAUACCUCCUUAUCCUCCUCCACCGAGCCAAGGUCCAUCACCCUCUCCAUCCCAACAACCUGCACAGCCAUAUCAACCUCCACAUCAACAACAACAGCCGCCGCCACCACCACCUCCUCCCUCAGGAGGUGCGCCAAUGAUCAAUAACAACAAUCAAAACGGAAAUCACAAUAACAGCAACAAUGAACAAGAGUCAUCUCUCUCCUUCCUCGAAAGAGCAAACAAAGCCAUCGACGACUUUGAAGCAGUACUCAUGGAAGACUACGACGAUAAAAACUACAUCCGAGAGGUCCUCAAGAGCGCCCGAGCGCGCGCAUUGGGUCAUGCCGACAAGAGCUCUUUUGCGGAUGGAGAGCCCAAGGAUGAAGCUGUUUUGUUGGAUGUGUUGAGGAAUCUGAUUGGGAGCUUGAAGGAUGAGUGA